UCUCUGGGGCCUGUGAGUUGAGCCGGGCCGAGCGGGACAGGACAGCGGGCGGCACCGGCAUCGGCAGCGGCAUCGGCAGCGGCUGUGAGAGCGCUCGCCCUCCUCUGUGCAACAACAACAACAGCAACAACAACAGCAGCAGCAGCAGUGGUGCUACUGCACGACACGCGUCAGGAUGCCAGCUCUUAGCUGUCGAUUUUACCAGCACAAAUUUCCAGAAGUGGAAGAUGUGGUGAUGGUAAAUGUCCGUUCUAUCGCAGAGAUGGGUGCCUAUGUAAGCCUUCUAGAAUACAACAACAUUGAAGGCAUGAUUCUCCUCAGUGAGCUUUCAAGGAGACGUAUCCGAUCUAUCAACAAACUUAUUCGUAUCGGUAGGAAUGAAUGUGUGGUCGUGAUCAGAGUGGACAAGGAGAAAGGUUAUAUCGAUCUGUCUAAGCGCAGAGUUUCACAAGAAGAAACCAUCAAAUGUGAAGACAAGUUUACCAAAUCUAAGACUGUGUACAGUAUCUUAAGACAUGUGGCAGAAGUGCUUGAGUACACAAAAGAUGAACAGCUAGACUCCCUAUUUCAGAGGACAGCGUGGGUUUUUGAUGAGAAGUACCGGAGGCCUGGAUAUGGAGCUUAUGAUGCGUUUAAACACGCAGUUUCAGACCCUACCAUUCUAGACACUCUUGAUUUGACAGAAGAAGAGCGGGGUGUGUUGCUUGAAAAUAUUAGACGGCGUCUGACCCCACAGGCUGUUAAAAUUCGAGCAGAUAUUGAAGUUGCAUGUUAUGGAUAUGAAGGCAUUGAUGCUGUAAAAGAGGCGCUUCGAGCUGGUCUAGGAUGUUCUACAGAAAUUAUGCCCAUUAAGAUAAAUCUAAUAGCUCCUCCAAGAUACGUCAUGACUACCACCACACUUGAACGAACAGAAGGUCUUUCUGUUCUAAACCAAGCCAUGUCCGCAAUUAAAGAUCGUAUUGAGGAGAAAAGAGGAGUUUUCAAUAUCCAAAUGGAGCCCAAAGUGGUUACAGAUACGGAUGAGACGGAGCUGGCUAGACAACUUGAGCGACUGGAGCGGGAAAAUGCUGAAGUUGACGGAGAUGAUGAUGCAGAUGAAAUGGAAGCAAAAACUGAAGAUUAAUUACUUGUUGAAUUGUGGAAUUUGACAAAAUUCCAUUCAAAUACCAGACUCUUAAGCCAUCAGUAUUGGACGUAUCCAAAAUAUUUCAUACAUAUAUUUGAGUACUCAUUUGCCCUAACAUGACUGGAAAUUGUUCUGAACCUUUUCAUAUCCAAUAUAAAAUGAACCCGAUUAAUGCAAUUUUUUGUAAAGCUGUAACAGCUAGAUUUCUUUAAAGAAAGUCGGGCACUCAACUUGCUCUUUACUGUUAUUUGCAGCGAAACUCCUUCCAAUUGAAAACACCAGAAAAUCACUGCUUUCAGUUUCUUAAGUAUGUUGUUCUUUGGAAGAAGGGAUUUUUAUUUCCCCAAAAGAUUGUAUUUAAAACAUCAAACGAAAAAAUAAACAUUGGCAAAAUACAAUUA
Messenger RNA from Leucoraja erinaceus (little skate), 1527 nucleotides. RefSeq names its product eukaryotic translation initiation factor 2 subunit 1. Gene Ontology annotation, cellular component: multi-eIF complex; eukaryotic translation initiation factor 2B complex; eukaryotic 48S preinitiation complex. Gene Ontology annotation, molecular function: translation initiation factor activity; ribosome binding; RNA binding. The record is from RefSeq and is a predicted model, not a curated record. The coding region runs from base 176 to 1123 and encodes 315 amino acids. The transcript is spliced from 8 exons. Lineage: Eukaryota; Metazoa; Chordata; Chondrichthyes; Rajiformes; Rajidae.